Tuber aestivum (summer truffle) is the source of this 6459-nucleotide messenger RNA. NCBI's taxonomy places the organism in Eukaryota, Fungi, Ascomycota, Pezizomycetes, Pezizales, Tuberaceae. The record is from the annotation of a GenBank genome assembly.
AUUCUUGCUGUGCGGUACUGUGCUCGCAUCAUACUGUGCACCUCUAUACCCGCAUUCUCCCACCACCGUCCCCCCCUCUCCUUCCCUCCUUCACGCCCCCGGUUAUCCAUCGUUCAUCACCCUUCCUCCUCGCUCAUCGUGCUCCUUCCGUCCCCUCAUUCUUCAUCCACCUCCUUGCUUCUGCAAACUCCCCUCUCCUCUCUUCCCCCUCUCGCACCCCAAUCCUGCACCUCCCUUUGCAUCCGUUAGAAAUCCCCUACCACUACACCUUUCUUUGUUCGUCCAAAACUGCGCUCUCGGCCAUUUUUUCGCAUCGCAAGAUCCCGCUUCGAUAGCUUAAUUUUCAUCCCAUUUCUCCUACCUCCAUCACAACACCAUUAUGAGACCUGAACAGGAACAAGAAUUGGCCUACACCCUAAUGGUAGAGCUUUUGGCCUACCAAUUCGCGAGCCCCGUGAGAUGGUUUGAAUCCCUACGCUUCCUGUUUCCUCAUAUUUGGUGAUGCUCGCUAAUUCCUCUGGUGCUCCAGGAUCGAAACACAGGAUGUUAUUCUAUCCCAGCAUGCUGCCGAACGCUUAGUUGAAGUCGGUCCGUCGGAUACUCUGGGUGGAAUGGCCCGACGCACCCUAGCCGCCAAAUACGAAGCCUAUGAUGCUGCCCAAUCGCUUCAGCGUCAGAUUCUUUGCUACAAUAAAGAUGCCAAAGAAAUCUACUACGAUGUUGAGCCCGUUGAGGAGGAAGAAGAGAGAUCCGCAGAAGCUUCGCCAACCCCUUCCGCCCCUUCUGCACCUGCGGCAGGUACUGCUCCUGUAGCGGCAACCCUACCAGCUCCAACCGGUCCGGCGUCAGCGGUUGCAGAUGAGCCAGUUCAAGCCGUAGACAUUGUUCGAUCUCUUAUUGCCCAAAAAUUGAAGAAACCACUUUCCGAAAUCCCGUUAUCAAAAGCUAUUAAAGAUCUGGUAAACGGAAAGAGUACACUGCAGAAUGAGAUUCUUGGAGGUCAAAUUCCCUGCUGUCACCGUAUUUCCCUCCUUUUUUUCUUUUCCGGUUGUGCUGACGGAGCGGAGGUUUAUAGAUUUACAAAAGGAGUUCGGAAACACCCCCGAAAAACCAGAAGACACACCUCUCGACGAACUGGGGGCCGCCAUGCAGGCAACCUUCAACGGACAGCUCGGCAAGCAAUCUAGCUCUAUGAUUGCCCGCAUGAUCUCUUCUAAGAUGCCCGGCGGUUUUAAUAUCACCACGACGAGAAAGUAUCUUACCGACCGCUACGGUCUGCAACCCGGCCGACAGGAUGCCGCCUUGAUGCUGGCUAUAACAAUGGAGCCUGCGGCAAGACUUGGGAGCGAGGGUGACGCAAAGGCAUUUUUAGACGAUGUUGUAACAAAGUACGCCGCUAGUACCGGGAUAUCACUCUCAGGUCCCGCUGCCGGAGGUGCUGCGGCUGGUGCUUCCGGUGGAAUGAUGAUGGAUCCUGCGGCAAUUGAUGCCUUGACCAAGGAUCAACGAGCCCUUUUCAAACAGCAAUUGGAACUACUCGCACGAUAUCUUAAAAUGGAUCUCCGAUCAGGUGAAAAGGCUUUUGCGGGGUCACAAGAGGCCAACAAGCUUCUCCAGGCACAGAUCGAUUUGUGGAAUGUUGAACACGGAGAAAUCUACGCCUCCGGUAUUGAACCAUCCUUCUCCCCAUUGAAAGUUAGAGUUUACGACUCGUCAUGGAACUGGGCUCGACAAGAUGCGCUCAACAUGUACUUUGACAUCAUCUUCGGUCGCCUCAGGCUCGUGGAUCGAGAAAUUGUCUCGCAAUGCAUUCGAAUCAUGAACCGAUCAAACCCCACCCUGGUGGAGUUCAUGCAAUAUCAUAUCGACAAUUGUCCUGCCGAGCGCGGCGAAACAUAUCGCCUGGCGAAGGAUCUCGGUUAUCAGCUUAUCGCUAACUGCCAAGAGGUCCUUGGGACAGCUCCGGUGUACAAAGAUGUUCAGUAUCCAACCGCACCGCAGACCACAAUUGAUGCCAGGGGUAAUAUGAAGUAUUCUGAAGUACCGCGACCGGCUGUUCGGAAACUUGAACAUUAUGUCAAAGAAAUGGCUGCUGGGGGAAAGCUCACUGAAUACGGUAAUCGAACUAAAGUCCAGAACGAUUUGGCCAAGGUCUACAAGAUCAUCAAGCAGCAACACAAACUUUCUAAAUCGUCGCAGCUGGAAAUCAAGACCCUCUAUGCGAAUAUAUUCCGUAGUUUGGCUAUGAAUGAAGCUCAGAUGUUCGCAGAGGGUGCGAAGACAAACAAAAAACUGGGAGGCAAGAAGGCGCAGUCACCCGGAAAGGGCCGUGUCGAAUGCAUUCCAUUCCUUCAUUUGAAGAGAAAGGAAGAUAAUGGAUGGGAAUACUCCAAGAAGUUGACCGGAUUGUAUUUGGAUUGUUUGGAGCAGGCCGCCCAGGUAAGCAUUACUUACCUGGUUGAACUCCACAGCUCUGCUAACGGCUUUUCAGUCUGGUGUUACAUUUGAGAAUAAAAACGCUUUGAUGACUGGCGCCGGUGCCGGGUCUAUUGGAGCCGAGGUUCUGCAGGGUCUCAUCAGCGGUGGUGCCAGAGUUGUCGUUACCACCAGUCGAUUCUCACGCGAGGUAACGGAAUAUUACCAGGCGAUGUACUCCAAAUUUGGGUCACGUGGCUCUCAGUUGAUUGUUGUACCAUUCAACCAAGGUAUGGACUUCGCACUAAUGGUUCGCACCCCACAGCUAACGAAUUCACAGGAAGCAAGCAGGAUGUCGAAGCCCUCGUUAAUUACAUUUAUGAUGAGAAGAAUGGCCUUGGUUGGGAUCUCGACUAUGUCGUUCCUUUCGCCGCUAUCACUGAGAACGGCCGUGAGAUUGAUGGAAUUGACUCCAAGUCAGAGCUUGCUCAUCGUAUCAUGUUGACUAAUUUGCUUCGUCUCCUUGGUAUGGUUAAAACCAAUAAAGCCUCCCGCGGUUUCGAAACACGCCCUGCUCAAGUUAUCCUACCUCUAUCUCCUAACCAUGGUACAUUCGGCAAUGACGGUCUCUACUCCGAAUCCAAAUUGGCCCUGGAGGCGUUGUUCCAAAGAUGGCAUUCGGAGUCUUGGGGAAGUUACCUUACCAUCUGUGGUGCUAUCAUCGGUUGGACCCGCGGUACCGGUCUUAUGGCAGGGAAUAACUCCAUCGCUGAGGGUGUUGAGAAAUUGGGUGUUCGCACAUUUUCUCAGCCAGAGAUGGCCUUCAAUCUUCUUGGCCUUAUGGCGCCUGCAAUUGUCGAUCUCUGCCAAAUUGAACCUGUAUUUGCCGAUCUUAAUGGUGGCUUCCAAUAUAUCCCUAACCUAAAGAAUGUUUCCGCACAGCUUAGGCGAAACCUCUUAGAAACUUGUGAAGUUCGUAAAGCUGUUACUGCGGAGACCUCUAUAGAGCACAAGAUCGUCAACGGCGAAAUUUCGGAGAAGCUUUACAAAAAGGUUGCUAUUCAACCCCGUGCCAACAUGAAAUUUGCCUUUCCCGAACUGCCCGAUUACAAAAAGGAGAUUGAGCCGCUCGCGCAAAACCUACGUGGCAUGGUUGACCUUGAGAAGGUGGUGGUUGUUACCGGCUUUGCCGAAGUCGGUCCAUGGGGUAACUCCCGCACUCGAUGGGAGAUGGAGGCAUAUGGCAAAUUUUCCCUUGAGGGGUGUAUUGAAAUGGCCUGGAUCAUGGGUCUUAUCAGGCAUUUUAAGGGGCCUAUUAAGGGUAACCAGUACGCUGGUUGGGUUGAUGUCAAGACCGGCGAGCCCGUUGAGGACAAGGAUAUAAAGCCCAAGUACGAGAAAUACAUUCUGGAGCACUCCGGGAUCCGACUCAUCGAGAGUGAUUUGUUCGGCGGCUACGAUCCGAAGAAAAAGGAGCUUCUCCAGGAGGUUGUGAUUGAACACGAUCUGGAACAAUUCGAGGCCAGCAAGGAGACGGCCGAGGAGUUCAAGAGACAUCACGGCGAUAAGGUCGAGAUUUUUGAAAUCACGGACACCGGCGAGUACACUGUUCGUGUCAAGAAGGGUGCUAUCCUAUUCAUUCCAAAAGCCUUGAAGUUCGAUCGUCUUGUGGCGGGCCAAAUUCCCACUGGGUGGGAUGCGAAGAAGUACGGAAUUCCUGAUGACAUUAUCAGUCAGGUUGAUCCGGUCACUCUCUACCUCUUGGUGUGCGUUGUCGAAUCACUCUUGGCCGCGGGCAUUACCGACCCUUACGAAUUCUACAAAUAUGUUCAUUUAUCGGAGGUCGGAAACUGCGUCGGCUCGGGCGUCGGUGGUAUGACUGCACUCAGAGGUAUGUACAAGGAUAGGCAUAUGGACAAGCCUAUCCAGAAAGACAUUCUUCAGGAAUCUUUCAUCAAUACCAUGUCCGCAUGGGUCAACAUGUUGCUCCUUUCGUCUACCGGCCCUAUAAAAACCCCUGUAGGCGCAUGUGCCACGGCUGUUGAGUCGCUUGACAUCGGUUAUGAGACGAUUGUCGAAGGCAAGGCGAGAGUGUGCUUUGUCGGUGGCUUCGAUGACUUCCAGGAGGAAGGAUCCUACGAAUUUGCUAAUAUGAAGGCAACCAGCAAUGCCGAGGAAGAGUUGUUGCACGGAAGAACCCCCCAAGAAAUGUCCAGACCCACAACCACUACGCGUAGCGGCUUCAUGGAAUCCCAAGGGUGUGGUGUACAACUUGUCAUGACCGCAAAACUUGCGUUGGAGAUGGGUGUUCCUAUCUACGGUGUUGUGGCUCUUACCGCUACCGCUACUGAUAAGACCGGAAGGAGUAUCCCAGCACCGGGGCAGGGUAUCCUUACCACCGCGCGCGAGACUAGCAGCAAAUUUCCUAGCCCACUCCUCGACAUCAAGUACAGACGGAGACAGCUCGAGCUUCGAAAAUCCCAGAUCAAACAAUGGACUGAGAGCGAGCUCCUCUACCUUCAGGAGGAGGUUACGGCUAUGAAGGCCGAGAAGGUUGGCUUUGACGAAAACGAGUAUAUGCAGGACCGCGCCGGCCAUAUCGAGCAGGAAUCGCAAAGGCAAGAGCGAGAAGCCCUCAAUGCAUGGGGCAACGACUUUUGGAAGCAGGAUCCUCGGAUUGCACCAUUGAGAGGAGCCCUGGCCGUUUGGGGCUUAACCAUUGAUGACUUGGGCGUUGCUUCCUUCCACGGAACUAGUACCAAGGCCAACGAUAAGAACGAGUCCGAUGUCAUUAACAAGAUGAUGAUGCAUCUUGGCCGGCAGAAGGGUAAUGCUGUUCUCGGUAUCUUCCAGAAAUACCUCACCGGACAUCCUAAGGGUGCCGCCGGCGCUUGGAUGAUGAACGGAGCGAUACAGGUCUUGAACUCGGGCCUCGUUCCCGGUAAUCGAAAUGCUGACAACGUCGACAAAAGUCUUGAACAAUUUGAUUACCUCGUGUACCCAAGCCGUAGCAUCCAAACAGACGGUAUCAAGGCAUUUUCGGUCACUUCGUUUGGUUUCGGACAGAAGGGCGCUCAAGCCAUUGGCGUUCACCCCAAAUAUCUCUUCGCCACCUUGGACGAGCAAACCUACGAAACUUAUCGUGCCAAGGUCAAUUCCCGCUACAAGAAAGCCUACCGGUACUACCACACUUCCUUGGUGGAGAAUAAUCUGUUCCAGGCCAAGGCCGAUGCUCCCUAUACCCCAGAUCAGGAAUCCCAAGUCUUGCUUGACCCUCUCGCCCGUGUGCAAGCGGACAAAAAGACGAACAGUUAUACUUAUCCCGCCCAGAUCCAGAAGAAGAGGCCUGAUCCUUCGGUGGAGAACACUAGAAAACUUGUGGAGCAUUUAGCAUCAGCCACUGCCGGCGAAAAUAGCAGGAUUGGAGUUGACGUUGAGUUAAUCUCCAGUAUCAAUAUUGAUAACGAGAACUUUAUCGAACGGAAUUUCACCCCAGCCGAGCAGGAGUACUGCCGAAAAGCCCCCAGUCCACAAGCCAGUUUCGCGGGUAGAUGGAGUGCCAAAGAGAGCGUGUUCAAGGCGUUAGGUGUUUCCAGCAAGGGGGCCGGCGCUCCAUUGAGGGACAUUGAGAUCCUCAGCGAUGAUAAGGGUGCGCCCGUUGUCUUGGUACGUGUAUAGCCUUUUACUAUUCAAUCUUGUACUUUAUCGCUAAUUCAUCUAUAGUUGCACGGUGGUGCCAAAGAAGCAGCCGACAAGGCUGGUGUUAAGGGGGUUCAGGUAUCGAUCAGUCAUAGCGAUGCUCAGGCAAUUGCCAUUGCAGUUUCGAGUUUCUAAAUGCAUGGGCUUUCCUGAUUGUGUUUUUUUCAUUUUGUCUUGCUAUCGCCUUUCCUAAUUUAUCAUAAUUUACGAAUACCAGUGUAUGUAAUGAUUCUCUUUGUACGGGAUGCAUGGGGCGGUAAACUUGUCAAUGGGUAUUCAUCGGGGAUAUUAAAAUAGAGCUCUUUUAUCAUACGCGUUUCGUAGUAAUCAACAGAUCAACAGUUU